This is a messenger RNA of Clarias gariepinus (North African catfish), 1905 nucleotides long. RefSeq names its product retinoid x receptor, beta a (gene rxrba). Gene Ontology annotation, cellular component: nucleus; RNA polymerase II transcription regulator complex. Gene Ontology annotation, molecular function: nuclear receptor activity; zinc ion binding; retinoic acid-responsive element binding. The record is from RefSeq and is a predicted model, not a curated record. NCBI's taxonomy places the organism in Eukaryota, Metazoa, Chordata, Actinopteri, Siluriformes, Clariidae. The transcript is spliced from 12 exons. Gene Ontology annotation, biological process: response to retinoic acid; positive regulation of transcription by RNA polymerase II; retinoic acid receptor signaling pathway. Bases 303 to 1694 code for a protein of 463 amino acids.
AGAGAGAGGAGGAAGGAAGUAAGGAAAGAAGGAACGCAGGAUUAUAAUCAGAUGAUCCUCUCUCCUGCACACACACACACACGCACACAGACAGAGAGUUUAUAGAUUGGUAUUAAACAGUGUUAGUGUGUGUGUGUGUGACGGGUUUGAUCUCUCUGAGCUUCUCCUCCUCCAUGUCUGCUAACACAUAAACCGCCGGUUGGGAGACAAGCCGCCGCCGCGCAGGCCUCAGGCCUCGGUGUAGAGUUAAACCCGCAUCCGUGUCUCGAGCUCCUGUGUGCCGGCGUGAGAGUGACUCGGGCAUGGGGGACAACCGAGAUUCUCGCAGUCCAGACAGCUCGUCGGUGUCGUCCCCAGCAUCAGGGAAACAAUCUCCUGCACUCGUCUCCUCAGCAGCUGCCAUGACCUCGCUGACCCCAGUCACGUCGGCGGUCAGCAGUCCGAUCAGCAGCAUGGGAUCCCCCUUCUCCGUCAUCAGCUCCUCUCUUGGCUCCCCGUGCCUCCCGGGGACGCCGUCAGUCGGCUACGGCCCGAUCAACAGCCCCCAGAUCAACUCCACUGUGUCCAUGUCCGGCCUGCACGCCGUCAGCAGCUCCGACGACGUGAAGCCGCCGUUUGGCCUCAAGCCGCUUUUAGGCCACAGCCCCGGACCCACGCACUCCCAGAAACGGAUGUGUGCGAUCUGUGGCGAUCGCUCCUCUGGUAAGCACUAUGGCGUGUACAGUUGUGAGGGAUGUAAAGGCUUUUUUAAGCGCACCGUGAGGAAAGACCUGAGCUACACCUGCAGAGAUAACAAAGACUGUAUGGUGGACAAGCGCCAGAGGAACCGCUGCCAGUACUGCCGCUACCAGAAAUGUCUCGCCAUGGGCAUGAAGAGAGAAGCUGUUCAGGAGGAGCGCCAGAGGAACAAAGAGCGUGAAGGAGAAGUCGAGUCCACCCACGCAGCCAAUGAAGAAAUGCCCGUGGAGAAGAUCCUGGAAGCGGAGAUGGCUGUAGAACAGAAGAUAGAACUGCAUUCCGAUGGAAGUUCAGGCACCAGUUCUGAAAACGACCCUGUCACGAACAUCUGCCAGGCAGCUGAUAAACAGCUCUUCACUCUGGUGGAGUGGGCCAAAAGAAUCCCGCACUUCUCAGAACUGGCUCUCGACGACCAGGUCAUCCUUCUACGUGCUGGUUGGAAUGAGCUGCUGAUCGCCUCGUUCUCUCAUCGCUCCAUCAGUGUAAAGGAUGGCAUCUUGCUGGCCACUGGGCUCCACGUGCACAGAAACAGUGCACACAGCGCGGGAGUGGGAGCCAUCUUCGAUAGGGAGAGUGCGCACAAUGCAGAGGUUGGGGCCAUAUUUGACAGGGUUCUGACUGAACUAGUGAGUAAGAUGAGGGACAUGCAGAUGGACAAGACGGAGCUCGGGUGUCUCAGAGCCAUCAUUCUUUUCAACCCAGACGCGAAAGGCCUUUCAAACCCAAGCGAAGUGGAAUUACUGAGGGAGAAAGUCUACGCUGCACUAGAAGCUUACUGUAAACAGAGAUACCCCGACCAGCAGGGCAGGUUUGCCAAGCUCCUCCUCCGACUGCCGGCGUUGCGCUCCAUUGGUUUAAAAUGCCUGGAACAUCUGUUCUUUUUCAAGCUGAUCGGCGACACCCCGAUCGACACCUUCCUCAUGGAGAUGCUGGAGGCUCCGCAUCAGCUCACCUAAUCUGGACCACUUAAUCUAGCCAGUCGUAUCUGGUUUGCACCAGGGUGUACCGGUAGCCUGGACAUUGGGGCUUCACUGUGUCUGAUCAGUCUCCUGCUCAUACCUUCCUUUAUCCGCUACUUUUCUGUUCCCCCUCCCACGUUAGUUAUUGCGCCAAAAAGACUUUCGUCUCUCAGAGAGAAAAACAAACAAACAAAAAAAAAAAAACAAA